Molecule: messenger RNA, 1473 nt
Organism: Suillus fuscotomentosus
Lineage: Eukaryota; Fungi; Basidiomycota; Agaricomycetes; Boletales; Suillaceae
Exons: 2
Coding region: 88-1242 (384 amino acids)
Source: RefSeq, a predicted model, not a curated record
GUGUCAUACGAGCGGAUCCCGGCCGUUCUCGCUCUUAUAAAAUGGCUCAGUUGUAUCAAGCACAACUGCAAUUGAACAUCAGUAUUCAUGGCUCAAAUGGCAUCUCCUCAUGCGCUCUACAUAUCAGAGAUUUUGUUUGUUAUCUCAUACCACCUUCAGGAUGACAGGAAAGCGCUAGCACGUCUUGCUCGUUGCUGUCAUGCAUUCUCAGAACCUGCUCUGAGUGUACUAUGGUCCUCAGUGCGGUCUUUCUCGCCAUUCAUUCCCCUCCUACCGCCGACCGUGAAGUUCUUAUGGGACCACAGUCAGUUUGACGAAGUGACCCUUGCCGAGUUCCAGUGCCCGCCUGAAGAAGAAUGGAGGGUAUUUGACAGUUACGCCCGCAGAGUGCGCAGACUACAUUCUGGAUCGCAUGGUCACCAAAUAGUAGCCCGCAUACGCUCCGAAACCAUUGUAUUCCCUUUGCUACGAUCCCUGUCUCUUCAACUCGUCGAGCCCCUUGAUAUGCAAGGCCACCUCUUCCCAGACUCGCUACGCUCUUUGAAGAUAUCCGGGCCUGCAUAUGUACACUGCGAAGAUGACCGCGUCCAAAUGGCCAUCGCACACGUAGCUCGCGAUGCGCCGUUGGUAGAAUAUCUUCACAUCGAAGAUUAUACCUAUUCUGUGGCCCAGUCAUCACUGUCGCCUCUCCAUUUUGCUCAUCUCCGAGCUGUCGAAAUAUCUGCAUUUUUCGAUUACACCCUCCUACAGUCUCUAUGUCACAUCCUUUCCCAAGCACCUGUCACACAACUCAAACUCGAGCUUCCACCACUCCCAAAUAAGGAGUGGAAUAUUUCAACCCCUGUCUUUCCCGCUCUAAUAUCGUUGCAAAUUUGUGGUCCUCCGGCUUCUGCCGAACAAUUCAUAUCCCAUCUUGCCAGCAAGAAUCUUCAGGAGCUUAGUAUCAACCACACAAGAGGACCCGCGAGCGUUGCGGAUUACCGCCAACUUCUUUCAUGUAUUGCGGAUAAAUACAGCAAUACUCUUCAGCAACUUUCGCUGUCACUCAGUCAGUCGUCCACCCCGGGCUACCCGUACGAUCUUUCCCAAGCAGUCCUCGAUGCCUUUUACGCACUCGCACCAAGUUUCAGUCGACUAGAGACUCUACACCUAUCGUUGCCACAUAAUCGCUACGUUCAUCUAGCGCCUGAGCUCACAUUUGAGUCUCCUACAUGGCCAUCUCUCAAGCUUCUUGACUUUUAAGCGAUAUAGUGUUUUAUACGGAAGAGCUGAAGGGGCGCCCGGUGCUGUAUAUUUUAGGAAGUAUAUAUAACGUAUUGAUCAGGUGUUAGGUUACUGUUAAUGCGAGUGUAGAACAUGAGAAGACUGUGGCAGUGUGGGAGUGUUGGUGAGAACGGUGCGUCAAGGGGGAAGUGCAAGGCAAGCUAUUAUGAGACGAUACCGCUGACCAUGCGUGGUGCUGCUGACUAUACG